Molecule: messenger RNA, 5091 nt
Organism: Linum tenue
Lineage: Eukaryota; Viridiplantae; Streptophyta; Magnoliopsida; Malpighiales; Linaceae
Source: the annotation of a GenBank genome assembly
GCUGUCUUGUCACUGUGGCCCAAGUCCCGGUGUCCCACAGUCCAAACCACAAACUACCACUCUCUCACCUUUUCUUUCCCUCUCCUCUCCUCUCUUCUGUCCUCUCUGUUAUUUUGCCACCCCACCAUGAAUCUGCCUUCUUUCUUUCUCCUCCAUUAAUCACCAUCCCUCAAAACUCAAUCACGGACUCAGUCUGCUGGUUUAAGGGCCGGCUCCCAGUUCCAAUACUCAUUACUGCUCUUAAUCUCACAACCCCAUGUCAGGAAAACCACGGUCUCUUAUUCUCCCACCCGCCAAUCUCAAAAAGCUCUGCAAAUUUGAGAGCUUUAACUUCAAAGACAAGCACUUUCCUGCCCCAUUUUCACCAAACCAAUUCUGGGUCCUUCUCUAAACACCCCCAUUUGCUUUUCUAUCGAUGUUUCCAGGGCUUCCACUAUUUCUUGCUUCGAGUAAUCUUGAAGCAAACACUGUUUCAUUUUGUAUUUGUGCAGAAAGACACACUUCUUUCUGCCUCUCUUUUGCCAACAGCAUUUGUAGCUGAUUAAUCUCCUCCCGCCAAUAGAGAUUUCGGAAUUUUGUGUGUGGCUGUUUGUGGGAUGGGGUUUGUUGUCACCAGUCGGUUGUUGUUGCAGCUGGUGAAGCUCUGUGCCAUCAGCUUGAUUUUCACCAUCCAAGGAUCUACAGGAUUCAGUAUAUCACCAACUCAGAGAAUCGAAAAUCAGUUGGUAGGGGCAGUUCAGAGUCCAGUCCAUCAGAUUAGGCCAUUCGAAAGCAAUCCACCGAGCUCAGAGUCCCAUGUAAAUGGGCCUACAACAUUCGACACACCCCCUGAAUCAAUUUCGGGGCAGGCACCAUCCUACCAGCCUAGUCCAGUUGGAUCAUCACCACCUUAUAGAACUGCUCCUCCACCUCUAGUUGUUUCUGGAAAUGUGCCUUCUGAAUCUCCAACUGUUUCAUUUACACCUAUACCACAGACAAUAAUAGCUCCUUCUCCUGAAAAUUUUGAAGGAAAUGUAGCACCUUUGCCAUCAAAAGCUAAUGAUGGAAGUGUUUCUCUUGAACCUCCAUUACCAAGUUUCGCUCCGCCACCCCAGAUUUCUGGAGGGAAUGUUGCACCUCUACCACCUAACUCUUCUGAAGGACACGUAGCACCUAUGCCGUCUAGCUCUUCUGGAGGAAGUGUUUUAGUUGGACCCCCAACACAUAGUAUAGCUCCUCCUCCUCAUCAAAUGUCUCAAGGACAAGCAGCACCUAUGCCGUCUAACUCUUCUGGAGGAAAUGUUUUAGGUAGACCCCCAGCACAUAGUAUAGCCCCUCCUCCUCAAAUGUCUCAAGGAGAAGCAGCACCUGUGCCGUCAAACUUCAAUGGAGGGAAUGUGACCUUAGCACCUCCCCCAAAGAGUAUAGUUUCUCCCCCCCAGACUUCUCAAGGACAACCUGUACCUUCACCACCGAGCAGUUCUGGAGGAGGAGUCUCCUUGGUGCCUCCACCACAUAAUAGUAUAGCUCCUCCACCUCGGAAUUUUGAACGACAAGUAGCACCAACGCCAUCAAACAGUCCUGGAAAACGGGAGCCGGGUGAAAAGGCUCCUGCCCCUAUGCCAGUGGCAACACCUCCAGCUAAUUCACCACCAAGUCUACCGUCCAUCCACCCAGGUGUGCCAGAACCUUCGACCGGGAGUGCUCCUCAGAAAAACACAACGUUUAAUGGUUCUCCUCUCCAAAAACCAGUUCCAGCAGUGGCAUUACCUCCGAGGAUAUUGGGAAGGGAGAAACCAGUGCAACAUCCAAUCGCACCAGCAGUCAUUAUCCCCUCUGUCUCCCCAGAUCCUGAGGUCUCGUCUCCAUCAUCUACUCCUCCAAGGACUCAUUGGACAAAAGAUGGAACUCCAGUUACUGCACCCUCGGCUGAAAUACAAAAGCCCUUACCAGUGUUGCCACCUACAACUCAUGCACCCGCUAAAGCUUCUUUUCCUGCUGUGGCUCCUUCUGUUCACAAAGCUUGGCGGCAUUCGAAUAAAGCUCCUUCUCCGUCUUCUACCUCUUCUCAUAAACACAACAAUGCAAGAAAUGGAAGCAGCAUCGCUCCUCCCAAAUCAUCAUAUGUUAUACCUCCUCACUCAUCAGAAGAGCCAGCACUCCCUCCCUCAUCUCUUCCAACUAGCAGGCCCACACACUAUGCUUCUCCACCUCACCAUACAGGUACUAAUCCAGUUAUAGGUGUUCCACUUGCCCCCUCACCAUCAAAGACAGCAGCAUCUAACUGGACCACAAGUAAUACUGUUUACCCUCUUUCCCUAUUGCAGUCAAUCCAAACUCUUCAAGCUCUUGAAUUCAUGUGUCAUCAAUGGGAUACCUUACCUUUGCUUCUCGUUACAUUUUAUAGUACCGAUUCUUUCACCAAAAAUUUCUCCGAGAUCUUCAUCAAAGAAUCCUAUGCCCUUGUUUCCGCCAAUCCAUGCAUUGCCACCUCCGCCACCCAAUCAAGGUUAUACAAUAUGGUCAUUUUGCUGUUGUUGUUUGAUUGUUCAACGACUGUUUGCAUGGAACCUUAUGCAAACACUCCUCCCGGAUCUCCAUGUGGAUGUGUGUUGCCCAUGCAAGUCGGACUGCGACUUAGUGUUGCACUAUAUACAUUUUUUCCUUUGGUUUCUGAAUUCGCUAAAGAACUUGCUACUGGGGUUUUCAUGAAACAAAGUCAAGUCAGGAUUAUGGGAGCCAAUGCUGCUAGCCAGGAACCUGACAAGACCAUAGUCCUCAUUGACUUGGUUCCACUUGGACAAAAGUUUGACAACACAACUGCUUUCUUGACUUACCAAAGGUUUUGGCUGAAACAAGUGGCAAUACAAACUUCCUUAUUUGGUGACUACCAAGUCCUUUAUGUGCGCUAUCCAGGUUUACCGGAAUCUCCUCCUUCAGCAUCUUCUGGGAUUACUAUCAUUGAUGAUGGGCCAUACUCUGGCAAUGGAAACAACGCAAGAACGAUAAAGCCCCUAGGAGUUGAUGUAUCCAAAAGGCGCCAAAAGGAUGGACUUAAUGGUGCUGUCAUUGCUAUUAUUGCUCUGUCAGCUUCUAUUGUUGUCAUCUUUUGCUCGGCAGUUGCUUGGAUUUUUAUUUCUAGGAAGAGAGGCCAUCAUGGCAGAGAGCCAUCGCCAGCUCCCCCACCUUUGCGUGCUUCUGUUGCAAAACCCUCAGGGAUUUCUGUGUCAGCCCUUGGGAGUGGUCUCAGUUCUCAUUCACUGUCAUUUGGCUCUAGUAUUGCACCAUAUACGGGAUCUGCCAAAACCUUCAGUGCAAGUGACAUAGAGAGAGCAACUCAUAACUUUGAUGAUUCAAGGACACUCGGGGAAGGUGGCUUCGGACGUGUCUAUAGUGGUGUUCUUGAUGAUGGGACCCAAGUAGCAGUCAAAGUCCUGAAAAGGGACGACCAGCAAAGUGGUCGAGAAUUCUUGGCAGAAGUCGAGAUGCUUAGCCGCCUUCACCACAGGAACCUUGUCAAGUUGAUUGGGAUAUGCACAGAAGAGCAUGCACGUUGUCUGGUCUAUGAGCUAGUGCCUAAUGGCAGUGUGGAAUCUCAUUUGCAUGGGGACGAUAAGGAAUCUGCACCUCUGGAUUGGGAUGUCCGGAUUAAGAUAGCACUUGGUGCAGCUCGAGGUCUGGCUUAUCUUCAUGAGGAUUCAAGUCCACGGGUCAUCCACAGGGAUUUCAAAUCCAGCAACAUCUUGUUGGAGAGUGAUUUCACACCAAAAGUCUCCGACUUUGGGUUGGCACGAUCUGCGCUGGAUGAGGAAACCAGCCAUAUAUCCACUCGUGUGAUGGGAACCUUUGGGUAUGUGGCCCCUGAGUAUGCAAUGACCGGUCAUCUUCUAGUGAAGAGCGAUGUAUACAGCUACGGUGUAGUCCUUCUUGAGCUUUUAAGCGGGAGAAAACCGGUGGAUAUGUCACAACCACCAGGUCAAGAGAACCUAGUAGCAUGGGCACGUCCGCUUCUGACAAGCCAAGAAGGGUUGGAAAUGAUAAUAGAUCCAUCUCUUCGCCACGAUGUCCCCUUCGACAGUGUGGCCAAAGUUGCAGCCAUUGCUUCAAUGUGUGUGCAGCCAGAAGUGUCCCAUCGCCCAUUCAUGGGCGAAGUUGUUCAAGCGUUGAAACUGGUGUGCAACGAGUGCGAUGAGGCGAAAGAAGUAGGAUCUAUAAGCUCCAGCCGUGAUUUGUCAAUGGAUGGUGGCGAGGCGAGGACCACCUCAGGGAAGCUGGUGCCGGAGAUGUUCCAUGACCGAAGAUUGGGGUUAGGGCCGAGCAACUACGACUCUGAUCCGGAUAUCGAGAGAGGGCUAACGCUGUCAGAUAUGUUCGGUACAUCAGGAAGAUUCGGGAGGCAGGCACCAACAUCCGCGUCGUUCAGGAGGUACUCGAGUUCUGGCCCAUUGAGUAGUGGGAAGGGAAGAGAGUGGUGGCAGAGAAUGAGGAGAUUGAGAGGGGAGAGUGUGAGUGAACAUGGGAUCAUGUUCAAACAAUGGGCAGGUUCAUAUUGAAAAGCUGUGGACUAGACAACCCUUGUUUAUGUGUGAAUAUUGAUUAAUAUGCACAGUUUCUAGGAGGAGGCUAGAGGAAUGAAUGGUGAAAUAAGUUUUGAAGAAAAUCUUUGACAAGGAGACUUGAAAAGAAGUGCAGAAUUGGAGGAUGGAGGUGGUUAUGACAGCAAGUGAGUUUUGACCCUGAGUAAUAACACAGUCAAAGUGGAGGGUAAUCAAACUUGAAUGUUUUUAUCAUUGUCCAGGUACCAAAUAGUAAUUUAACCCCUUUGAUUUGAUUUGAGGGGUGCACAUGUAAUGUAACAAUCCAUGUAAAACUGUGAAGUAGAGCAACUGCAAGUGUACAGAAUUUUGUUUUUCUCUUUGGGUUAUUUUUUUACAGUUAAGAUCACCUUCAUUCCAAUCAGCCUAGCCUAGAGAGAGUACAUGAGAAAGUUUCAAAAUAAGGCUUCCUUUGUAACAUUCUGAUUCUAAACGUAUCCUGAGUAUCCAUGUAUUUUGUAGAUAUUGACGUUAAAUGUUGUAUUUAAAUAUGAGUGUUUGUUAUUUUAUUUGGAAU